AGGGUGAGGACAGAAGUACUCAUCUACCGAGUACAGAAGAAUGUAGCUCGGCCAUUUUGUUUCAAGACGCAGCAGAGGCUGGUUUUAAUGGUCGUGACGUUCCCCAUGAUGAAAGUGAAAGGUGAUUCAGCAUGUACACCUUUCCGAAUCAUCCAACUCGGAAUUGAAAAUACCUUUACAUUGUGUCGAAAUGUCGUGCCUCGUGCUGGCCUCGUGUGUCUUGCUGCCUAGAUUUAGAAAUCCGUAAUCUAGCCUGUAAUUUCCAGUUGGCGAAAUCAUCUGAAUACGUGGGUCAAAACUGCUGUGCAUUUGGCCGAAAUUUCGUCUAGUGUGACUUGUACGGAUUGGCUGCAAUUCAUCCCAUGAAGAUACUUCAGAGCAAUCAAAUUAGGAGAUUCAUAUUCUUAUCUAUCGAAGAAAUUGAGAACAUGGCAAAGUCUGAGCUUAGUUGCUGUCAUGCAGAUGCUUUCGUUGCAGCCAGCUGGGGUGCAUUAGGCGCAUGCCAAGGAGCUUGCAGAUUCAAGAAACAGUUACAAAGAAUCCUUCUCACGACAUCGAAGAGUUUCAUCAAGAUGUGUGAGUAUGUGUGAGUUUCACAUCUUGGUGAAACUCUUCGACGUAGUGAGAAGGAGACGGCUGACGAAUGGAUUCAACGUGAAACGAGCAUCAUGUCCCAACUAACUGAACAGAAUAAAAAAUAUGUGGAAGAGUUCGAGACUUUUUUACAAGAAAUUCGUAUCGAGCUUCCAUCAGACGAAAGAGGAAAUCGGAAGGGUGGUCGAAGAGAGAGAUGCUGCUCGUGAUGACAUCGCUGUACUUCAGGAUUUCAGGUGCAGACUGAUGCUCAACUCGCUGCUCUGACUGAACAGUACGACUAGGAGGGAGCAUUGCUUGUUGAGAAAUUGUCAGUUCAGAUUCAGAACGCACUUGGGGAGUUUCGCUGGGGCCAGAAGAAAUAAGAUCCUUCCCCUUCAGGCGAAGAUGGCGUUUCCAUUCUGGAACUGGGUGAGCUCCAGGAAGUCGUCCUGGACAUAUCCGUUACCAACACUGGAGAGUCGGCAUACGAGGCCGGUCUCUACGUCUCCCACCCGCGAUCGCUCAGCUUCAUCGGCCGAGUCUCGGAGGCCAAUCAACUGCUCUGCAACUCGUUUAACGCCACCAUGGUCACGUGCUCGCUGGGCAACCCUUUCAAACACGGUUUGUUGCCCUACCGUUCGACAGAUCUGGAUACGUCAAACUGCGGUUCAAUCCCAGCAACGUCGAGGAUUCCGAAGCCCGUCUGGCUUUCCUCAUCUUUACAAACACGACGUGUCAAGAACUCGAACCCGAAGGCAACAUUCCCGUCUACGCCAACGUGGUCAAAUGAGCCGAAAUCUCAAUCAAAGGAUUGGGCCGAUCGGAGCAGGUUUUUUUCGGUGGCGAGGUUCAAUCCACCAUCAAGUACCGUGACGAAAUCGGCCAGCCCCUGCUUCACUGCUACGAAAUCUACAAUGCGGGACCGUGGAAGGUGCCGUUCCUGUCGGUCAUCUUUUCGUGGCCCUACCAGGUCGAGAACGGGAAACCCAUCGGCAAAUGGCUCCUCUACAUGGACGAGACCCCUAAAGUCGACGGUGAUGGCGAGUGUAUCAUGGAUCCCAAGCAAGUGAACGUGCUCGAUCUCCCCAAGCGGCCCGGAUUCGUCGAGGCUCCCAUCGAGCAUUUGGCCAGACAUUUGCCCGUUCCGACCAUCAGCGACAUUGACGAGAACGAGAUUGUUGAAAUGGAUUCCGCGCCGGUCAAUUCAACCCGUCAGAAACGAUUGUGGAAUGCGACCCUUGUCGAGGAUUUCCCAGGCAUUCACACCGUCAAGAUACGUUCCAAAGCCCACAUUUCCCUGGAUCCUUCCCUGGAAAUCACACAGCGGAUGGAAGAUGAUCUCGAUUAUGCUGAAACGAUGGUGUACCCGGAUCGGUUGGACACUGGCGAGUCACCGUCCGUCCCUCUGUGGAUCAUCAUCGUCAGCGUUUUGGCCGGAAUUUUGCUGCUAGUCAUCCUCUUGCUCUGGAGACUGGGAUUCUUCAAGCGCUAUCGGCCCGACCCCACUCUGAAGGGCAGUCUACUCCAGAAAGACAAGGAGCUCAACGGUGAAUACUUUUCUUAGUGUUUUACGACGACGACGUUGACGCGAGAGGUGAGCUAGCAGCUUCCCCAUGUGCCUUUGUUAUGUUAUACCCCCAUUCGAUUUCGUGACCCGGCUCUGAUUGAGUGUGUGACGUAGUGAUCUCGCGCAAACCAACGAGUCGUUGAGAUUGAAAUGAGACAAAGGUUCAUAUAUUGUGUACACUUUUAAUUAAUUUAUACGAGUCUAUUUAAGUCGAAUUUAUACUGUCGAAUUCCCCUCUCUCUCCCAUCUCCCCACCCAUGUUGUGUUAGGUGUAAUUAAAUAUGCAUAGAUUAUAUUCGUGAUUUUAAAGUUAACGGGGAGGAAAGUGAAAGAGAGGGACGCGCUGUUCAUUCGGUCAUUGAGUGCGCGUUUCAGUGUGACACUAACCCUAAUUCACUGCUGUAGAUAUAUUUUUAUUCCUUUCGAGCUCAAGAAGAGAAAGUUUUAAAAAGAAAGAAACGUGAUUCCACAUCGCGCCCAUUUGUUUUCGUCCACUUUUCCCCCCCCCCCCUCCCCGCACACAUUGAUCGAUAUAAAUAUUGGCGAUUCACAGAAUUUUUAUUUUUUAAAUAGCUAUCUCAUCAUCUCGAUGUAGUGUCAAUGAUUUUAACAGUCCCUUGUACAUAAAUCAUUUAACAAGUAAAUACAACAAAAUUGAGUUCGUGUCUGAAACAGAAAA
Messenger RNA from Daphnia pulex (common water flea), 2822 nucleotides. Its product is annotated as integrin alpha ina-1-like. The transcript is spliced from 10 exons. The coding region runs from base 1586 to 2140 and encodes 184 amino acids. The record is from RefSeq and is a predicted model, not a curated record. Gene Ontology annotation, cellular component: external side of plasma membrane; integrin complex. Gene Ontology annotation, biological process: integrin-mediated signaling pathway; cell-matrix adhesion; cell adhesion mediated by integrin. NCBI's taxonomy places the organism in Eukaryota, Metazoa, Arthropoda, Branchiopoda, Diplostraca, Daphniidae. Gene Ontology annotation, molecular function: integrin binding.